Messenger RNA from Oryctolagus cuniculus (rabbit), 3292 nucleotides. The record is from RefSeq and is a predicted model, not a curated record. NCBI's taxonomy places the organism in Eukaryota, Metazoa, Chordata, Mammalia, Lagomorpha, Leporidae.
GGCCGCCACCGUGUUAUGGGCCUGCGCUACUGCCUCGACGGCAAUAAUAUGUCAGGACAACGCCAUCUCCCCCCUGAAGUCGGGGAGCAGCCUCCACAGCCAGCCUUGGAGGCCCCAGGGCCAGCUGCCCCCGGUGCUGGGCCUGGCCCAGCCGAAGAGAUGGAGACCCAGCCGCCUGCCAGCGAGCCCGUCCCCGCACAGGCUGGCGCCGAGGCCUGUGAACCCCCUGAGGUCUCCGGGGGCACCCUGGAGGGCCUCGCCGUGGCAGCUGACCAGGAAUUCGGAGGCGAUGGAGGCUACAGCCCACCUCCCGAGGAAGCCAUGCCUUUUGAGGUCCAGCAGCCCAGCGUGGGAGGCUUCUGGCCCACCCCAGGGCCCAUCGCAGGCCUCGAGGCCUCUGUGGAUCCCGGAGUCUCGGGCAGUGCCGGGCCUGGCCUGGGAGGCUACAGCCCCCCACCAGAAGAAGCCAUGCCCUUUGAGUUCGAGGAGCCUGCUGGCCAGGGAGGCUGCAGCCAGCCAGCAUCGGGGGUCCCCGACCUCGCUCCCGGUGGCACAGACCUGGGGGUCCCUGGAGCUCCUCCCGGGAAGUCCGGGGCGCUCAGGCCUGCCAGCGCUGGCCUUGGAGGAGGCUAUAGCCCUCCCCCCGAGGAGGCUAUGCCAUUUCAGCUUGAUGGAGAGGCCUUUGGGGACGACAGCCCACCCCCCGGGCUCCCCCGAGCGCUCCCACAAGUUGCCAACGGCGACGGUGGCAGCAGCGCGGCAAUCGCGGUCCCGAGUGCGGUCUGCCUCGCUCCCGCCACCGACGCGCCACCCCUCUGGGUCCCAGAGGCUGUCAGAGCUGCUGCUAACUUCGCGGGCGCCAGCCCCCCGAUGGAGAUCGCCGGACCCCCGCUCGAGAUGCGCAGCGCCCCCGUCGGGGUCGACGACGCUCCCGUCAGCAUGGACAGCCCCCCAAUCGCGAGUGAUGGCCCGCCCAUCAAGGUCUCCGGAGCCCCAGAUAAGAGGGAGCGCGGCGAGAGACCCCCAGUUGAGGGAGAAGCAGCCGAGAUGGAAGGAGGCUCGGUCAGCGCCUCUGCGGAGAAAGGAGAAGUCCCCUCUCCGGGGGACGGAGCCUCGGGCGCCCCAGCUGGGGCCGCUCCCGCCGCCGGAGCCGCUCCCGCCGCCCCGGCGGAGCCCGAAGCCGGGGGAGCCCCGGCCGCUCCUGGCACUGCGGCCGCCGGGGCAGCCCCGGCCGAUGCCGAAGCCGACGCCGACACCCGCGCAGCCCCCGGCGCCGCAGCCGCUCCUGAUGCCGGGGCAGCCCCUGCCGCCGGUGGAGCCCCUGGUGCCCCGGCCGAGCACGCCGCAGCCGCCGGGGCCCCCCAGGCAGCCCCCGCCGCGCCUGCCUCCGGGGCCAGACGCAGGCUCCAUCUGCUCAGACCCCCCAGCCCCGAGAUCCAGGCUGCUGACCCGCCUACUCCGCGGCCUGCUCGCGCGGCUGCCUGGCGGGGCAGAGCUGAGCGCGGCCGAAGCCGCCGCCGCUACGACGACGAGGGGUCGACCAGCGGCGACGCCGACUCCUCCAGCGGGGACGAGUCCGAAGAGCGGGCCGCCGGCUGCUUCCACUGGUUCCAGCGCCGCACACGCCGCCGCCGCAAGCCCCAGCGCAACUUGCUCCGCAACUUCCUCGUGCAGGCUUUCGGGGGCUGCUUCGGUGGUCGAUCUGAGAGCCCCCAGCCCAAGCCCGCGAGCCCCAGCAAGGCCAAGAAGGUUUCUCUGGCAGAGAAGCGCCGACAGAUGCGCAGGGAGGCCAUGGAGAAGCGCGCCCAGAAGCGCGCCGAGAAGAAACGCAGCAGGCUCAUCGACAAGCAGCUGCAGGCCGAGAAGAUGGGCUACAUGUGCACUCACCGCCUGCUGCUUCUAGGUGCUGGAGAGUCUGGUAAAAGCACCAUCGUGAAGCAGAUGAGGAUCCUGCAUGUUAAUGGGUUUAAUGGAGAGGGCGGCGAAGAGGACGCGCAGGCUGCCAGGAGCAACAGCGAUGGUGAGAAGGCAACGAAGGUGCAGGACAUCAAAAACAACCUGAAGGAGGCCAUCGAAACCAUCGUGGCCGCCAUGAGCAACCUGGUGCCUCCGGUGGAGCUGGCCAACCCUGAGAACCAGUUCAGAGUGGACUACAUUCUGAGCGUGAUGAACGUGCCCGACUUUGAUUUCCCUCCCGAGUUCUACGAGCACGCCAAGGCUCUGUGGGAGGACGAAGGAGUGCGGGCCUGCUACGAGCGCUCCAACGAGUACCAGCUGAUUGACUGCGCCCAGUACUUCCUGGACAAGAUUGAUGUCAUCAAGCAGGCCGACUACGUGCCCAGCGACCAGGACCUGCUGCGCUGCCGUGUCCUGACCUCUGGAAUCUUUGAGACCAAGUUCCAGGUGGACAAAGUCAACUUCCACAUGUUCGAUGUGGGCGGCCAGCGCGACGAGCGCCGCAAGUGGAUCCAGUGCUUCAACGACGUGACUGCCAUCAUCUUCGUGGUGGCCAGCAGCAGCUACAACAUGGUCAUCCGCGAGGACAACCAGACCAACCGUCUGCAGGAGGCGCUGAACCUCUUCAAGAGCAUCUGGAACAACAGAUGGCUGCGCACCAUCUCCGUGAUUCUGUUCCUCAACAAGCAAGACCUGCUGGCUGAGAAGGUGCUGGCUGGGAAAUCCAAGAUUGAGGACUACUUUCCAGAAUUCGCUCGCUACACUACUCCUGAGGAUGCUACUCCCGAGCCCGGAGAGGACCCACGCGUGACCCGGGCCAAGUACUUCAUCCGCGACGAGUUCCUGAGAAUCAGCACCGCUAGUGGAGAUGGGCGCCACUACUGCUACCCUCACUUCACCUGCGCUGUGGACACGGAGAACAUCCGCCGCGUGUUCAACGACUGCCGUGACAUCAUCCAGCGCAUGCACCUGCGUCAGUACGAGCUGCUCUAAGAGGGAACCCCAGAUUUAACACAGCCUUAAGCACAAUUAUUAAAAAUUAAAUGUAGUUGUACAGCAGUUAAUCACCCACCAUAGGGCAUGAUUAACAACGCAGCCUUUCCUUUCCCCCGAGUGAUUCUGAAAACCCCCUUCCCUUCCGCUUGCUCAGAUAUUCCAAAUUUAGAAAGCUUAAGGCGGCCUGCAGAAAAAAAGGCCACAAAAGUUCCCUCUCUUUCAUUAAAAAAAUUAAUAGCAGCAGAAAUAAAGAAUUAAAUGAAGCAAAUGAAGCAAAUGAAAUGAAUAUUGUAUCGUGCAGCAUUAAAAAAUCAAAAUAAAAAUUAAAUUGAGCAAAGGA